Photinus pyralis (common eastern firefly) is the source of this 901-nucleotide messenger RNA. Its product is annotated as cytochrome P450 6j1-like. Gene Ontology annotation, molecular function: iron ion binding; heme binding; monooxygenase activity. NCBI's taxonomy places the organism in Eukaryota, Metazoa, Arthropoda, Insecta, Coleoptera, Lampyridae. The record is from RefSeq and is a predicted model, not a curated record.
UCGCUCAUUAAGUAUAUCAGUUGACUACUGACCUUAUGUUCGUUUUGCCAUGAAACGAAGUUGAUAAACCCCUUGUUUCAACCUACAAUACCACUUAGUUUGUUUCUUUAUUUAACUGAUAUCAGUAAAUCAUCCCUAAUUAGAUUAUUAGUAAAUAAAUGCAUGCUUCGCGUAUUUGCUUUGAAUGUAAUUUAAGGUAUUUGUCUACGUGGAUUUACGAGUGUCGUUUGUAUUAUUUUGCAACUUGAAAAAUGGCAAAAUGGGAAUAAUAUGCAGACGAAUCACACCUAUACAUCAUACAAUGAGACUUUACUCCAAUUAUAAAAAUAAGCAUUGCGAUAACAGUGUACGUUUUUAGAUAACCCGAGCAAUUGAUCAAUGUUUCUGCCUCCAAAAAUGACCACGUACAAUCUAUAACUAUAUUAUGCUCCAAAGGACAUUUCUUUCAAGUGAGUACAUGAGUAAAUUCUACGCUGGGAAUAAUUCAGGAACAAAGGUCAACCACCAAAUACGAUUUCUCGCUUCUUGGUUCAAAAAGCAUAAGUCAAUAUGAUACUGUUGACAAUUGCCACUGCACUAUUGAUCGGCACCUGUGCAAUCGUACACUAUUUUAAAAAUAAGUACAAGUACUGGGAAUCGAGAGGUGUGCCAUACGACAAACCAACUUUGUUCUUCGGCAGCUUCUGGCGCUUCUUUUUCGAAAGAGAUAACUUGAACAAGUACCUGGAGCGAACCGGAAAGAAAUAUGAUUCGCCUUAUUUUGGAUUCUUUAUAUUUAACAAGCCGAUACUGGUAAUCCAGGAUAUUGAGAUAGCGAAAAGGAUCUUCGUUAAAGAUUUCGUGUCGUUUCCAAACAAGCUAUUUUUUCCUGAUAAACAUUACGAUCCAAUAUUUAAUAAUU